GCAGAGGUGUCGCCCCAGCGGCAUCGCGGAGUGCGUGGUCUCGGGGUUCUCUUCACCAUGGUUCCCGGAGUGCCGCUCCCGCCGGAGGUCCAGCUGGCGCAGCGCCUGGCGGGCAAUGAGCAGGUGACGCGGGACCGCGCGUUGCGGAAGCUGCGGAAAUACAUCGUGGCCAGAUCGCAGCGGGCGACAGGUGGCUUUACCCCAGAUGAACUGAUAAAAGUAUGGAAAGGACUCUUUUACUGCAUGUGGAUGCAGGACAAGCCUCUCCAGCAGGAAGAACUAGGAACGACCAUUGCCCAGCUUGUCCAUGCUUUUCAGACUAUGGAGGCACAGCACCUGUUCCUGCGGGCCUUCUGGCAGACCAUGAUCCGGGAGUGGGUGGGCAUUGACAGACUGCGCCUGGAUAAGUUCUACAUGCUCAUGAGGAUGGUCCUAAAUGAGUCGCUAAAGGCUGUGAAGAUACAAGGAUGGGAAGAGAGACAUAUUGAGCAGCUGCUGGAGCUGCUAACCACCGAGGUACUGAACCCUGAAAGCCAGGCCCCCAGUGGGGUGAAGAGCCACUUCCUAGAGAUCUUUCUGGAGGAGCUGACCAAAGUGGGUGCUGCAGAGCUCACCGCAAACCAGAACUUGCAGUUCAUCGACCCCUUCUGCCAGAUAGCAGCCCGCACUAAGGAUUCCCUGGUUUUGCAUAAGAUCAUUCAGAACAUCUUAUUGACGAUUGUGGAACAGGCCCCCUUGGCCAUUGAGGACCUCAUGAAUGAACUGGACACACAGAGAGGAGAGGGCGAAGCGUCAGGCGGUGAUGAUGGGGACGGCGGCGAUGAUGGGGACGGUGACGAUGGGGACAGUGACGAUGGGGACGAUGGGGACGGUGAUGACAGUGACAGUGACGAUGGCGACAGUGAUGAUGGUGAUGGUGAUGAUGGUGGUGAUGGUGGUGAUGGUGACGCCGGAGACGGUGGUGACAGUGACGAGUCCUCAGAGGGCGAGCAGGAUCUGCAAGACACAACUCCCAAGAAGCUGCCUGCAGGUACCCUACAUAGGGCUGACCCUGAGGCAGGCAAGGAGCAGGCAUGGGAUAAUGAGGAAAACACUGGCCCCGUCCUCCAGUUUGACUACGAGGCAGUUGCUAACAGACUCUUCGAGCUUGCCAGUAGACAGAGCACCCCUUCUCAGAACAGGAAGCGCCUCUACAAAGUGAUCCAAAAGCUGCGGGUCCUGGCUGGAGGCACUUUCCCUGAGGAUGAUGUCCCUGAAAAAGCCUACAAGAAGCUGCUGGAAGGGAGGCGGGAACGGAAGAAGAAAAAGAAGCGCUUGCCCAGACCGCAGCCCCAGGAUAAGGAAGUGGAGAGCGAGGCAGCAGCCUCAAGUGCAGACCCAAACCCGGGAAGGAAGAGGAAGAUGAGCAGGAAGACGGAUGAGAAGGCUGGCCAAAGAGAGCCUCCUGGGAAGAGGAGGAAGCCCGGGGCUAGAGCCAAGGGGGCUGGAGCCCAGCAAGCACAGAGGAAGAGGAAACAGCCAUCACAGAGUACGGAAUGAGGUGCCCGGCCCCGGCCGGCUGGCCUCCUUACUGCCAUGUGGUGAGAUGGGGCAGGAUAACUGGGCAUGCUCCUGCGGCCUCUGGAUGCCGAGGUUCUAAGCCUCCUAUGGGGGGGGAGCAGGAGGAGGAUGAUAGAGGAGACCCUUGGUUUAGUCCCAGCCUUCAAGAAUGCUCCUGCCUCAGAGGCAUGACCUGCAUAUCAGAAAUUCACUCCAAACACUCAAAAUUUCACUUGUACAUACAUAUGCUAUGGGCCGUGCUUGAUCCUAGCCAGAGAGGCCAGAAGAUCUAGUGUUGAGUCCAGCCCAGUCUCAGCUUCCCUCCCCCCCCCCCCCGCUUUAAGGAAAACAAAACCAAGUAACUGUGUGGCCACUGUCCCCUCCGCCCUGGCCUGCCCACAUAAUAAACUGCAGGUCCUUAGGGCAGGUGGCUGCUCCUCCUUUUUGUGUAUAUCUAGGUGGGGUGGGGGGUAGGUGUCAUUUCCUGGGCGAUGUGUGUGUUUUCAUCUACUUCUGUGUUUAUGUGCAUCUGAAAACCCUGGCAAAAGGGCCUGCCAGGUACCCAUGGGUGGGUUCAUGCUCUGUGCUCCUAUCUCAGACUCGCACUGUUGAGGGUUUUCAGGAGGUUCCUGUGACUGAUGUUUCAGGGCCAUGGCAGGAAGGCCUGGCUGUUGUCACCACCUCUCUUUGGGACACUGUAUACACAGCAUUUAUUGAGCCCCCAGAGUCGCCCUGGCCAUGACCUGACUGGGCUCUUAUUCUGAGUAGAGCAGACGCAGGCUCUACUGCUGUGGGCUUGUCCCUCCCUGGGGGUCACCACUGGGGCAGCCAGGGCUGCAGGAGGCCAGGCGAGGGGUUAUGGGAGGAAGGACAGCGCCAAAUCAAUCUGCUCCUGGAGGUUGUGGCGGUUUAGGCACAUCCCAGAGUACACCGGGGACAGCAUGGACAGUGUGACACCAUCCUGAGAGAGAGCUGCUCCACUUGGGACAGUCACCGGGAGUGGCGACACUCUGGUUCUAAAGUCUAUGGCUGAGCAGUCCAGUUCCUACAGUUUCUGGUAUGGAGUGAGGCCCUGGGAUUCCACGCCUAUGUCCUGAGGAAGGCCUGCCCGCAGCACCACCUUGUGAAGCACUUCUGCGUCCGCAGUCUCUUUAGUAACUGCUUGACUUCAGACAUGAAUCACCAAGUUCCCUGUCAUUGUCUGUGGGUCCUUAUUGAUGGAGAUCAGGCAGUGUCACAUACACCAGAGGAUAGCAUUGUCUGUGUGGAAGUGGUCAUCUUUAAUCUUGUGUGAACAGCUUUGAGAGCAGGCACAGGGCACACCAUCCACCCAUUGUCUCAUUCGUGAGUUAUUAGGAUAUUCUAGGAACUGUGCCGCCUCCAGCAGUUAUACAUCAGUUACGCUUGGUGUGCUUUGGCCAGCACCCCUCCCUGGGCUGGCCGCCUCUGAUCCAUGUCAUGUCUGCUGGGCCCCCUGCUCUGCACAUGCGCACUUGGGAUUGUGUGGUGUACGGUCUUUGUAUUUCAGUGAGCUGUCCUCAGGGCUCAUGCCUGCAGCCUGUGCUGGAGCUUCCUGAGGUAGAUAACCCCACUUGACUAUGUUUUAUUAUGCCUGUGCACACUUGGGGUGUGUGCCCUGGGCUGUAAGGGGAUCAUGUUGCUCAGGUGUACACUGUACACUGUGCACGUGUGUCUUUACUGCUCUCGGGGAGACACCCAGGUGUGGCAAUUUCUCUGUCCAGUCUAUUUGCAGUGGGAAGCCUAUGAUUGGGUAGGGAAAAGGGAGGCAGAGACAGGAACGCAGGGAUGGAAGCUGACGUUAACGAGCGUGGCUUGAACCAGACUUUGGCAGAGAUGAUAUGAAAAGGUUAGGAUAGAUGGGAUAACUUGUCUAAUCUGUGUGGGCAUCUUGUGAUUUGAGUAUUUGCUGAUAUAUAAAUUCAUUGCUUAA
Arvicanthis niloticus (Nile rat) is the source of this 3490-nucleotide messenger RNA. RefSeq names its product ribosomal RNA processing 1 (gene Rrp1). The record is from RefSeq and is a predicted model, not a curated record. Gene Ontology annotation, biological process: rRNA processing. Lineage: Eukaryota; Metazoa; Chordata; Mammalia; Rodentia; Muridae. Gene Ontology annotation, cellular component: nucleus; preribosome, small subunit precursor.